Molecule: messenger RNA, 540 nt
Organism: Peronospora farinosa
Lineage: Eukaryota; Oomycota; Peronosporomycetes; Peronosporales; Peronosporaceae
Source: the annotation of a GenBank genome assembly
AUGGCCCCUACUAAGAAAAACCAGCACUAUCACGAUGACUGUGGUUUGUCGGAAAACGAAGUGCGCUCGCUGCUCAUCGGCAACGACGGCAACCUUACCCGUGACUUUGAGACUGUGCUCACGCGUCUGUUCAUUUCGUACUUGGACAAGCCCACGGACACGAGUCUGACGCUGGACAAACUCCGGUCAUUCAGCAAGAUCUGUAAUAAUGGCAAGCCCUUCCAGGAUGCGGAGAUCAAAGAGAUCCAGACCUACUUCCAGUGUGACGAGAAGAAGGGGCUGACGCUUAAGGGCUUUAAAGACAUGUACCAUACGCAAUCUAGCGCCGAGCCCAUGGAGACCUGGCGAGACAUGAAGAAGCUUGGCUUCCAACAGGAGCUGAUUGAGAAGCGCCAAGCGGGGCUGCGCUGCCAAGUGUGCAAGGAGCCGUCUGAGCUCGUGUGCUCGCGCUGCAAGACAGUGCGAUACUGUGACGCCGAGUGCCAGAAGCAGGACUGGAAGACCUCCCACAAGCAGAAAUGCAAACCAUCCUUGGCCUAA